Messenger RNA from Budorcas taxicolor (takin), 468 nucleotides. RefSeq names its product M-phase phosphoprotein 6-like. The record is from RefSeq and is a predicted model, not a curated record. The coding region runs from base 1 to 468 and encodes 155 amino acids. Lineage: Eukaryota; Metazoa; Chordata; Mammalia; Artiodactyla; Bovidae. Gene Ontology annotation, biological process: maturation of 5.8S rRNA. The transcript has a single exon.
AUGGCGGCUGAGCACAAAACUAAUUUGUCCAAGAACUUGCUGUGCAUGAAGUUCAUGCAAAGGGGACUGGACUCGGAAACCAAGAAACAACUAGAAGAGGAAGAAAAGAAAAUCAUUAGUGAAGAGCACUGGUACUUGGAUUUGCCUGAGCUGAAAGAGAAAGAGAGUUUCAUUAUAGAAGAGCAGAGUUUCUUGUUGUGUGAAGAACUUCUCUAUGAAAGAAUGUCAUUCAGAGGAUUUAAUCCUAAGGUUGAGAAAUUAAUGCUUCAGAUGAAUGCUAAGAACAAAGCAGAAGAGGCUGAAGAGCAAAAAGUGGAGCUCGAUGUGUCAGAUGAAGAAAUGGCUAGAAGAUAUGAGACCUUGGUGGAGAUAAUUGGGAAAAAGUUUGCCAAGAAAAGAGGCUGUGCCAUUUACGAAGAAGAUGAAAAUGGAGACAUAAAACCAAUUAAAGUAAAGAAGAUGUUCUAA